GACCCCGCCCGGCUGUCUCUCUUCGUCCCGCCCACCAUCUCAGUCCCUGGUCUGUCAUGCCAGAUCUUGCACGUCCCCAAGGCAUACGUAGAAGACUGUCCUGACCCCUCCACACCAACGCACUCGAUCCCGUGGUUUUCUACUCCAGCAUUCGACGACUCCAUCUUUGAAACAUCUCCGCUGUCCACGAAUGACCCUACUACUAGACUGCCCGAGCAGCACGCUACGGAGGUGCGCGAUCUGCCUCUCGACAUGCAACAUGCGCUCUCCGGCGGGGUCAACUUCUCUAGCGCGGAUAUGCCUUCUUUGCACGGUACUUCCGAGAUCACCCUCGAGGACGUUCUCAGUGGGGCUGGCUUGUUGGAAGCUGUCAUGAGUGUAGAGCAGGAUGAGAGGCCACCUCCGCCUUCUAUGAUGUCGGACUCGGGCUGGGAGCCUGAAUAUGAUGAGCUUGCAUCGCCUGCACGACCCGUAGCAACCGUCGAAGAAGCUUCCGAGAUACUGUUUGGAUCAUCCACGGUGCCGUCUGACGUCUUUCCGUACCCCAACAAAGGGAUGAUGAAGACCGACAUACUCUUCAGCUCGCCCACUAUCCGCUUUUCACGCUCGCAGAAGGAGGCAGUUCUUGCCUGGGCGAAGGCGAUGGGUGCGAAGGAUGUCCCGACCUUGUAUGGGCUUGAAAAGUUUCAGGGCGACGCCCUGGACAGUGUCGGGGACCCGACCCAGAAGAUUCAGGCACCCUCCGGCAAUGUGUUCUAUAGGAACACAAUAUAUCAAGCACUUGCACGGGAUUACGCUCUCCCGGCUAAACACCGGCAGAUGCACCUCUAUCCAGAAUUUGCAGGCAAACGCGUGAAGGAAGCAUGGAACGCCUCGAAAUGGCUUGUUGAUGUCCCGGAUGCGGUUCUGACACCCAUGACACGCAUCCGGGGCAAGGACUUCUUUGUGAACGAGUUAGCCUACUGUACGGAUGGUUCAUGGUUCAUACCGACGCGCUUUUUCGAUUUCGAAGGCGCUCUUUGGGCGAAGGGGUACGCCGCCACGGACUCCGCGGUUGGGCUCGCUGUUGCAGACAAACCGAGCAUUCUCCCGUGCGCUCGGUUUGAUAUCCCCUGGCCCGAAGUGAAGGAACGUGCGCAGGGUAAAGAAAUAUUUGCGCCACAGAGCACUCAUUUCGCCAAGUCAAUGCCACACCCGGACCGCCUCCUCGCAGAGGGAUUGGAAGUAGAAUGUCCACCACUAAUCAUAUUCAUCGACGACGUCUCCGGCAACAGUAGUAAACAGUGGAACGUCCACUACUCAUGCUACGUUUCCAACGCAGCGCUUCCACGAGCUGAGCUCGAAAAGGAUGGUAAUAUCCGAUUCGUUGCCACCUCUCCUCAUGCAUCUCCAAUGGAAAUUAUCCGUGCUGUAUGCGAGGACAUCAAGAAGAGCGCCGCCAAGCCGUUCAAAGUCUGGGACGCUAUGAAGCAGCGCUAUGUCCUCAUCCGCCCCUGGGUUCUAUUCCUGCCCGGCGAUAACCCUAUGCAAGCAGAACUAUGUAGCCACAUCGGACUACAAGGGAACCAUUUCUGCCGUAUGUGUCAUGUCGGUGGCGACCAGGCCUUCAAGUCCUCGAACGAAGGCUUCCCUUCUCUCAUGGUCCCUGGGCGCCCACGGACAGUCCCUGAAACAAGGGAAGCCAUUAUGUCCCAGCUCAUUACUGCAACACACGCUGCGGGGGAGAAGCCCUUAAAAACUGCGAUCACUACGAGUGGCGUCAAGGACUCGUUCGCCAUGCCCAUCCUCAAUCAGCUGAUUGCAAAGGGCAAGAUUCUGCGCCGGGCUACCCCCGCGCGGAAGGCACUUUCGCCGGAGUUGGUCAACAAAGAGCUAUAUGAGGAGCUGAUGAAGAAGACUGAUGUGCCGCUACGGAGUCCCCUGUUAGAGAUGGAAGGCCUUGACGUACAUAAAGACACGCCCGUCGAGCCGCUUCACACGCACCUGCUGGGCGUAGUGAAAUACUUCUGGGCCCAGACGGUCUGGGUGCUCGAGAAGCAAGGGCGCUUCGCUGAGUUCCAGGCUCGUCUGAACUCGCUCUCCCGCCUUGGACUGAAGAUACCGAACAUCAUGGCAGAUUACAUGUGCCGGUACCGGGGCGCACUCAUCGGCAAACACUUCAAGACCAUCAGCCAGGUCAUGGCAUUUGCCAUUUCCGGGCUGGUCGACGAGACGCUGCAGAAUGCGUGGGUAUCCAUUGGGCAUCUGACGGUUCUACUUUGGGAGACCGAGAUCGCCGAUGUCAAGGUUUUCGUGAAGGAGCUCCGCGAUGUCAUACAGGAGACCAUUGACUUUGCGGCCGCCCUCAGUCCCGGGCUUCUGACUGAAAAGAACAAGUUUCACAUCCUCGCCCAUCUCCCGGACCAUAUCGAGCGCUUUGGGCCCGCGCUGCUUUUCUCCACAGAGCGAUACGAAUCCUUCAAUCACAUAUUCCGGCUAUGUUCCAUCCACAGCAAUCGCCAAGCUCCCAGCCGGGACAUUGUGAGGACAUUUGCAAAUCAGGAUCGCUGUCGCCAUAUGGCGUCGGGAGGUUUCUGGCAGGACAAGGUGACGGGUUCUUGGGUACGAGCAGGCGACGGGGUUCUGCGCCACAUCGGAGACAACGCUAUCGAUGCACGGCUUCUUGGGCUGACGCCUGAGAAGUCCGCUACUCCCGGCGACAUGAAUCUUCUGCCUCUCCCUCCCCGCCGUCCAGGCCAGCCUCUCCCACAGCAUCCCAUCAUCUCCUGGGCGCACACAGACGCCGCUCGUCUCAAUCCUGCGUUAGAACAUUUACCAGGACAGUGGCACCGCGCCGCGUCCUUUGUCACUCAGAAUGGGGACAUGGCGUAUCUAGGGUCCGAGGUGAUUGUGCAGAUCCCUGCAAGCACGGGCGCCGUCACAAAGACGUUCGCCUCAAUUGUGGAGAUCCUCCAGUCCACAACGCCGAGGGAUAUCCCAUCAAGGGUGGUAGUAUGGGAGUCUGUUGUUCAACCCAACAUACAUCCGCACCUCAAGAUGCCUAUGGUACAACGCACGGGAGACGUCCAUGUGUUACGCACUGAGAUGUUCGACUGCGCGGUGAACGUGCAGCAUGACUGUACCACGGGUGGUUGCACUGCAUCAGGUACACAGCAGCUUCGCCAGGAGCGAGAAGCAAGCACACGCACGCGCACAGUUGUACAACACACCGACACCGUGCAUUAUGUCCUCAACCUCACAGCCCUUCACAACCAAUCUCGUCUACGUGCAUGUCUGCCGGCGUCUCUGUAUGCGCGCCCCACAACCUGCCACGAUUGUCCCGCCCUCCACAAACGCGCCACCGAGUCUCUCCGCAACACCAAGCUUCAAAAGAAGCUCGCACGGGAGGCCCUGGUCCGCAAGAGCGCGGAGUCUGCUCUCCAGGCCAGUGUCGCAAACGGCGAUGUCGGGGAUGCAUUGGGGCUAUGCGCAAGCCUCGCUCUUGACACCUCCGAGUCUGUUGACGACCCCGCCCUGCCACCUGAAGUCCACACGGCCAGUGCUACAGUCGCGAGCCCUCUUGCGGCGCCUAGAGGCCCUCGGCAGAGGAAGGGAGCCCGAGCCAGUGGCGCUACGGGCGGCGGCACAACGCCUGGCGGGAUCCCUGCUUUGGCUCAGUCACACGGCAGACAGUCGGGCACGAAGAGGGGACUAGAUGCAGACUCCGGGGGCUUUGAUGCGCAGGUACCGCAAGUUGUCGACGGCUCCGCAGGAGUCGUUGAACCUUCGCCUGCGGAAUCGCGAGCCCCAGGUGCUGCAGUCACGCACAGGCUGGAGCCUGCACACCUGUACAGAAACGGCGGCGACGCCAACAUGUCGCCCUUUGAUGGCCCGGUCUCUUCGGACGCACGCGAAUCUGAAAUGGAUCUCGAUGGCGAUGAAGAGGCCGGUAACACGAGGCUCAGUUCAUUGAUGGGAGAACACGAGGCCGACAACGGGUUCUCUCUCAACGACCAUUCUCGCAGCCAGUAUCAAAGCUACGUGCAGGAGAAAGUCCGCAAGUAUGCCCUUUCAAGCAGCCAGUAUGACGAGCUCAUGGCAUUUUGCGAGUUAUCGCCAGUCAUGAUGCUCAUCGACAUCAAGAUCCACAAGAUGCGGACCGAGAACGACAUCCUGAAGCGCUUUCUCCGGCUCUUUGUGCGCCACCCGGACUUCGUCAUUCGGCUGCGGCAUGCAGUUGCUGCUGCGCUUCUCGCGCCCAACCUCCCCGCAUAUGUCGAAGGGCUCACUACACAGCUCACAAGAUACCUCGAGGAUCAUGCAGAGCGUCUCCUCGGUGUCCCGAACGCACAGAAGAGCGAUCCGGCCGAUUGGGCUCUGAUCAAAAGCUCCAUCGCCGUCGAGUUAUCGAACCAGCGAUCGGCCAUGAAGUUGAAGAUCGACACCAGCAUCAAGAACUCACAGGACAUCUACGAGCUGACUCAUUCGCUCCUUCGGCACAACGACAUGCGUCCGAAGAAGGAGCACUGGGGACGUUUCGCCUUUUUGCGCCAGUGCACCCUCAAAUACGACAGCAUCCCGGCAAAGAAGCGCGGGGAUUUUUGGAAGCACAUCGACCAGUGCCUCGUCGAUGCACGGAAGAAUGCCCAAGAGCAAUACCCUCGCCCCGACGAUGCCACCGCUCGUAAGAAGCACGAAACACUGAUCAUCGCUCACUUCCUCGAGACCGACAUCAGCGGCUUCCCUCUCAAAUCCGGCGGCCAUAUUCGCGUGGUUUACGAGAACGAAGGGUUGACGGAGCUCCAAUAUGCGACUGAGAAAGUCGUAGGUACGUUCUUGGCUGACGACAUCUCUGUCCCCGCCGCGGGUGCGCGCGAACGUUCCCCUUCCGUACAUAUGGGCUCGGAAGGCAGAGAGUGAAGUUACGGGGCUGCACCAGCGAGUAUCUACGUACAUGUGUUAUAUGUAACUUGUCGUGGCCUAUCAACAAUGAUGUCUUCU
Trametes versicolor FP-101664 SS1 is the source of this 4980-nucleotide messenger RNA. RefSeq lists its product as uncharacterized. The transcript has 22 exons. Bases 253 to 4899 code for a protein of 1548 amino acids. Lineage: Eukaryota; Fungi; Basidiomycota; Agaricomycetes; Polyporales; Polyporaceae. The record is from RefSeq and is a predicted model, not a curated record.